CAAAGCUCACUUUAUAUUUCACUUCAUUCAUUGAGAAGACAACCGUUUUAUAAUUUAUUUUGUAAACUUUUCAAACUCACAAUAUAAAAACAUAAAACCGACAAAAAUAAACGCAGACUCGUUUCGAGAUGAAUAGCUUAAAGGUUCGGCAGAUCACACGACUUGCGCGCAACUUCGGCACAACCACGAAAAAUAAUUUUAAAGUGGCUGUGGUUGGUGCUUCUGGUGGCAUAGGGCAACCAUUGUCUUUGCUAUUGAAGCGUCACGAACUGGUGUCUAAGCUCUCCAUAUACGAUGUUAUGCGGACGCCUGGUGUGUUCACAGAUCUGUCACAUAUCGAUACAAAGGCGAGUAUUGAGGGCUUUCAAUGUGCCGAAAACUUACCAGCCGCUUUGGAUGAGGCGCAAGUUGUAUUGCUUGUCGGCGGUGUGGCACGUCAGCCCGGUAUGAAGCGUGACGAUCUAUUUAAUAAGAAUGCGAGUGUUGUGGAGGAGGUUACAACGGUUGUGGCGGCAAAAUGUCCGAAAGCGCUAUUUGCCAUAGUAACAAAUCCCGUUAAUUCUUGCGUACCGCUGGCAGCUGAAAUUCUAAAAAAAAAGAAUGUCUUCGACCCCAAACGUUUGUUUGGCGUGACCACACUCGAUUUAGUACGUUCACGCACUUUUAUUAGUGAAAUAUUGAAGGUAGCGCCCUCUAAAGUACUUAUGCCCGUUAUUGGUGGUCAUUCUGGCAUAACAAUUGUGCCAGUACUCUCACAAUGCAAGCCGCCGUUGAAACUCGAUAAGGAAAAGACAAAAAAAUUGGUCGAACGUAUACAACAUGCCGGCACAGAGGUAGUUAAGGCUAAAGAUCUGGAUGGUGGCGGUUCCGCGACGCUCUCAAUGGCACAUUCAGCGGCCGUCUUCACAGAUGCUUUGCUGAAAGGUCUGAAGGGCGAUUGUCCGCCGGUGAAGUGUUCGUAUGUGGCUUCCGAUGUUACUGAGUGUGCUUUCUUCUCGACGGCCUUGAAGUUGGGCAAAAAUGGUGUGGAAAAGAAUCUGGGUUUGCCGAAGUUGAAUGAAGAUGAGGAGAAAUUGUUUUGCGCAGCGGUGGAGCAGUUGAAAAAGGAUAUCCAAAAGGGUGUAGAUUAUUUUAAAAAGAAAAACAAAGAUGACAAGAAGGGUAAGAAGUGUUAACGGGCGGAGAUAUCACGGAUUUAAAUUUAGUUUUCUUUGUAUGCUCUCAUUUUGCUUUGAACCAAAAAUAUGAAUCUCUUAUGUAUGUUUGUAUAUAUA
Messenger RNA from Zeugodacus cucurbitae (melon fly), 1274 nucleotides. Its product is annotated as malate dehydrogenase, mitochondrial. The transcript has 4 exons. Gene Ontology annotation, cellular component: mitochondrion; cytoplasm. Lineage: Eukaryota; Metazoa; Arthropoda; Insecta; Diptera; Tephritidae. Gene Ontology annotation, biological process: malate metabolic process; tricarboxylic acid cycle. Gene Ontology annotation, molecular function: L-malate dehydrogenase (NAD+) activity. Bases 129 to 1175 code for a protein of 348 amino acids. The record is from RefSeq and is a predicted model, not a curated record.